UCUUAUCUUUUGCUCAUUUUCUUCUUCAUGUUUGGUUUGUCCCAUGAACAAGACUAUUCCAUUAGCUCUGGAGGAACACUGAGAAACAAUGAAACCCUUGUCUCUGCUGGUGGAGUUUUCGAGUUGGGCUUCUUCGGCGUCCCUUCUACCGGCAAUCGCUACCUGGGAAUAUGGUUCGUGGAUGACCCCCAGAAAAGGCCCGUGUGGGUUGCCAACCGCGAUAAUCCCCUGACCGAUUCCACUUGUUUUCUUCAAGUAAGGGACGACGGAAAUCUGAUCCUGGAAGACAGGCGUCUAACACCGAUGAUUGUCAACUCUGGCGCGCUCUCAGCGUACCCAAACACAACCGCAACGCUUCUUGAUACCGGAAACUUUGUCCUCCAGGCGGGCACGAAUUUGGUCUGGCAGAGUUUUGAUUAUCCAUCGGAUACUUAUCUUCCUGGAAUGAAAAUUGGUUGGUUCGGAUUAACGAGCGAUGUGCCAACGCCAUAUUUUCUCUCGGCAUGGGAGAGUUCAACUGACCCUGGCCACGGAGAUUUCACGUUAGGAGUCGAUUACAAGGUCGCGAAUUUGACUGUCUAUCGCGGUGAUAGCACUCACGUGGAUAUUGGCUAUUGGGAUGGAAAAAGAAUUCAUUUACUUUUCGCGAAUUAUUCCAAUAGCUUUAAUUUUAGUUAUUUUUCUAACCCGAAUGAGGCUUAUUUCACUUUCACUACCAUCGGGAAUUAUUCUAUGUCAUGGCUUGUUAUGGCCUCAACCGGGCUCAUUGACGAAUAUACCCUCUCUAAUCGAGGUAUUUCAAUGAUGAGUCAUUCGUUAUGUGAAGCUUCAGGUAAUUAUACAGUCAAUGCCAGUUUUUGCUCGACUCCAUCUCCGUCCUCCUGCAAUGGCACGUUUUCAGCGAUCAACGGUUCGUUCCAAAAUUCGUCAAUCGUUAACGGUUCGAUUGAGAUGAGUUUUAGUGACUGCGAAUCCAUUUGCGCGAGCAAUUGUUCGUGUCUUGCGUAUAUUACUCCGACAAAUCAAAUCGGAUGUCAAAUUUAUGCUGGGAGUAAGGAUCAUCUAUACAACAUCAUACAACAAGGAGGAGGUCUAGUCUAUGUCCGCGAUAACAUUCCAACAAAAAAGAGUAAGUACGAACUCAUGAUUUAUAUCAUUUACAUAAUGGGAAAUAGAUCAUAAUAGUAAGUACGAACUCAUGAUUCAUCAUUUAAAAAAUAGU
Rhododendron vialii is the source of this 1222-nucleotide messenger RNA. RefSeq names its product G-type lectin S-receptor-like serine/threonine-protein kinase At1g67520. The transcript has a single exon. Bases 28 to 1182 code for a protein of 384 amino acids. Lineage: Eukaryota; Viridiplantae; Streptophyta; Magnoliopsida; Ericales; Ericaceae. The record is from RefSeq and is a predicted model, not a curated record.